Molecule: messenger RNA, 2010 nt
Organism: Naegleria gruberi
Lineage: Eukaryota; Heterolobosea; Eutetramitea; Acrasida; Naegleriidae
Exons: 1
Coding region: 1-2010 (669 amino acids)
Source: RefSeq, a predicted model, not a curated record
AUGAAUAAUAAUAACAACAAUAAUUGUGUGGGGAUCGUUGUGAAUAGUGUUGAAGUGCCCAUCUCACAAAAGUCUGCCAUUAUUGUGCAUAAUGAUGACAAUGAUAAUAAUAAUCAUCGACUGCCCAUCGGCUGGUUAAUAAUUUUAGUAAUUUUCAUCAUGUCGAGUUUAUGUACACUAGCUAUUAUGCAAUUUAUAAUGAAUACUACAAAUUCAUCUUUAACGACGAAACUAUUUGAUGAUCGGCAGCAUCAUAUUUCAACAUUGACCCAAAUUAAAGGAGAGAAUAUUGAAAGUAAAGUAGCAACUGGGAGAGAACGAACUUUACCAUCAUCUUCAGCGCAAGUGUUCAAUCUAUUUGAAGAUUGUUCGUAUGAGAGGCCUUUAUUGAAUGGAGCUACUGAGACUGUUCCAAUAAGUAAGAGUAAUUUACCUCGUAUUAAGGACCUUCCUUUUGGAUUUGGAUGUAAAGUUGUCAAAUUACCUAGUAUUACAUCAAUACCUUUUGGCACUCAACAUAUGAAUGAAAGAAAUAGUGACAUAUUUUCGCCAAUUAAACCUGGUAGAGUUAAUAUUGAUAUUUGUCAGAAAUAUUCAAAUGUCAGCUGUAUGGAUUAUUUUUGCUACUCUAAUUCAUCUCUAGGAAGUGUAGAUCCAUACAAGUAUGAAAUUUUCAAUUAUUGUAAAUAUUGCAAGAACAAUAGGGAGGAUUUUUUGCAAUUUCAGUACAAGAUUUAUUACAGAGAGGAUGCUGUAGUAAAUGAAACUACCUCUAGAAAUGUUGAAUGUCCUGCAUUUGCCACUUUCCCAUCAGCUUUCUAUUGUGGAAAUAUUCAAACUGGCCUUCCCUUGUAUUUUUUGGAUAGUUUUUACAUACGGUUAAGGAAUCCAUUCUUUUGCUUUUGUCAUACAUAUUCAACUUUUAAUUCAAUGUGUGACUCAUCUUUAUUCACCACAGCAUUUGAUUUUGCCAAGAUUGUCGUUUCAAUAUUAUUUUCCACUUCUUUGGCCUUAGGAGCAUUGAUAACCUAUGUAAUUCCACAAAUUAGACAAGUAUCAAGAGUUAGAAAAAUUGGCAUUCUCAAUACUUGCAGUAUUUUAACUAUAUUGGCAGCAUCUAGUUCUGUUGUCAUUUCAAGUGUCAUGUAUGCUGUUGCUUACUUGGGUGAAUCUGAAAACACUACCCUUUCAAAUAUGGCACUCUCUUUCAAUGUCUUUUUCACUUAUUAUUCCAUGUUACCAGUCAUGUUAACCUUUGAUAGAAUUUACAAUUAUUUAUAUACGGGAGAGAAACGUAAUUGUCCAAAGUUCAAGAUUAUGAUUUUGAUGGCAUUUAUCUUAUUGACAAUCAAUGCAGUUUAUGUGACAACAAGUUACAUUUUAGAAUUUUCCAAAAUAGGACUAACCAUUGCAACAAUUGUUGUUGCGAUUGGUUAUAUUGCUUUUGCCAUUCCAUGGAUUGAUAACUUGAUGUUGUUUUUCGUUUUAUCAUAUCGAUUGAGAAAGGCCCUUAGAAAUAAGACAAAUGUUCCAUUUUUCAAAACCAAGUAUUUCUAUCAAUUCUGUGCCCUCAACACCUUGUCAGGUAUUGCCUUAUUCUCAUGUCUAUCUGCAUUUUUAGCAAGACAAUUUGGAAGCGACUCUACUACUUAUCAAUUCAGUUACUAUAUUGAACAAGUGAGUCUAUUUGCAAAUUAUUCAACCCUUCUAAUCAUGUUGGUUAUUCUCUACGAUUCUCAAUUAUUUACCGAUUGUUACAGACCAAUAUUACAACUAUUCAAAUUAUUCGAUAGUAGAAGGAAUAAUAAUCAACUCAAAGAUUCUCUGUUGUCCAGCGAAGAAACGAAUGAAGAAACAAAUUACAAUAAUUCAAUUCCAGUUUCCUAUCCACCAACCAACUCAACAACCAACUCAGAUCAAACCUAUAGAAAAGACAGUUCUUACUAUGUACCACCAACCCCAACAUCCUUUGUGAGUGAAUUAUCCUCAAACAAUGUAACUAUUAACUAG